Molecule: messenger RNA, 1201 nt
Organism: Scleropages formosus (Asian bonytongue)
Lineage: Eukaryota; Metazoa; Chordata; Actinopteri; Osteoglossiformes; Osteoglossidae
Gene: uchl1
Product: ubiquitin carboxyl-terminal esterase L1 (ubiquitin thiolesterase)
Exons: 9
Coding region: 126-800 (224 amino acids)
Biological process (GO): ubiquitin-dependent protein catabolic process; protein deubiquitination
Cellular component (GO): cytoplasm
Molecular function (GO): cysteine-type deubiquitinase activity
Source: RefSeq, a predicted model, not a curated record
CGCAUGCACUAAGUCCGCAAGUGGUUGCGCGAGACGGUGUGUCGAAAGUACGAGAAGAGCCGUGACGACCGUAUUAGGACUUGAAAACGCAAAACUCUGUAUUUGUAUUUUCGCCAUCGUUCACAAUGGAGUGGAAGCCCAUGGAAGUGAAUCCGGAGAUGUUGAACAAAGUGCUCGCGAAGCUCGGCGUCCGGGACAGCUGGCGAUUCGUUGACGUGCUGGGGCUGGAGGACGAGUCUCUGUCCGCGGUGCCCAGACCGUCCAAAGCCAUGAUGCUGCUCUUCCCGCUCACGCAACAGCAUGAGGCUUUCAGGAAGAAGCAGGCUGCAGAGAUUGCCGGGGACUACAAGGAGAACCCGAACGUGUACUUCAUAAAGCAGACUGUGGUGAACUCCUGCGGCACGGUGGGUCUGCUGCACGCGGCGGCCAACAACAAGGGUGCUCUGGAGUUCGAGGAUGCAUCUGUCUUGAAGAAAUUCCUGGAUGAGACGGCCAGCAUGUCUCCUGAGGAGAGGGCCAAGCAGCUGGAAGGUAACAAGGAAAUCCACGCAGCCCAUGAUGAAGUGGCAGCAGAAGGGCAGUGCAGGGCAGACCAGGGGAAGGUGAACUUCCACUUCAUUACUUUUGUCAAUGUGGAUGGACAGCUGUAUGAACUUGAUGGGAAACUUGAGCAUCCUGUGAAUCAUGGCACUACAACAGAAGCUGCCUUUGUAAUGGAUUCUGCCAAGAUCUGCCGUCAGUUUGUAGAACGUGAGAAGGAUGAGAUGCGCUUCUCAGCAGUGGCACUGUGCAAAGCCUGAGCACAAUCACUGUGGGUGGAGGACCUGACUUCUGCCAUAAUUCCAAUAGCACAUACCUACAGCUCAUAGAUCCACACUUGCCUCAGCUCUGUGUAGAAGUUUCCUGCAAAUGUCCAAUUUUCAUUGGUUGCUGUUGCAGUACAGUUUUUGUUUUUUGGGGGGAUUAUUUUGAGGUGUUCUUCCUGACUUCACAACUUGGAAUGUUUCUUGGUGACUAAAGGGUUACUGUUGAAGGACAUGUUUGAGGUAAUGGCCAUACUACUUUUGCUAAGACCUGGCUCCUUGUUUAAAGGCCCUAGCAUGUAACUUAACUGCACUGCUUGUUGGGGUUGGCCAUAUUCUGUUGUCUUGGACUGUUUUGUGUAGUGCUAUGCAGUUGACUAAUAAACUUGUUUUGCUUA